This is a messenger RNA of Larimichthys crocea (large yellow croaker), 5136 nucleotides long. It is a transcript of the gene scaf1, whose product is annotated as SR-related CTD-associated factor 1. Lineage: Eukaryota; Metazoa; Chordata; Actinopteri; Sciaenidae. The coding region runs from base 312 to 4442 and encodes 1376 amino acids. Gene Ontology annotation, molecular function: RNA polymerase II C-terminal domain binding. The record is from RefSeq and is a predicted model, not a curated record. The transcript is spliced from 6 exons.
GUGGCCGCGCGCAGGACUCAGGACUCAGUUUCCCAUCAUUCUUUGUCGUCCGGUUUGAGGGGAAGGAAGAUGGCGGCGAUUGACGGAAUGGGGGUGCUGUUGCGGUUUUAAAAUGGCAAAAAGGAGUGCAUGGUGUGUUUGAACGCUCGGUUUAAUGUCUUUGAAAGAGACAAGAGUUCCCAGUUAAUGCGAAGCGAAGGCUGCUCACCCGCGGACUGAAGGUUUAUUCCUGGAUUCCAUUUUUCUGCCGUGGCCUUCACCAUCCUCCAGGUCCCUCUGUCUGACUUCUGCAUCAGCAGUUUUCCUGGCCCAUGGACUUGACUCCAGCAUCAGGCUUCAAACGGAGGCCUGCUGCCUCCUCUUCCCCAAGUGGAGUUAGAGAGAUUGCAAGGAGCCCUCCUCCCCGCUCACCCUCCUUGUCUCUGUCAUCUCCUUCAUCUGAUCCAUCUUCACCCUUGUCGCCCUCCUCUUCUGUCUGUGCCAACUUGUCAGUUUAUGAGAACCAUGUAAAGAGUCAGACCCACAGGACAGAGGUGGCCAGGGUGCCCUCCACUUCUGCCUCUCUAGCAACCCAGCCUCUCUCCACACCUACAUCCAACACUACCACAUCAGAUUCCUUCCCUCACACUUCAGUGCAGCCAAGUGUUGAAUGUGAAGAAGAGUGCGGGAAAAGGGAGAUGUAUGAUCCUUUCCAUCCAACUGAGGGAGUGAAGGGGGAGGAGGGAGAAGGUGAGAAAUAUGACCCCUUUGACCCCACUGGUUCUCCAGCGUCAGAUUCUGAUGACAGGAGUGGCAAAGUGAGGGGAGUGAAGAGAAACGCUGAGCGAGGAGAUGAGGAGGAGAAGGAGGAAGAACCUCCAGAUUCCACUGACACCUUGACUGACCUGCCAAGUCCUGGACUGGCCACCCAGCUCCCUCUGAGGAGGAGAGUGGACUGUAGCACCAGCAAAGCUGGAGAGCAGAGGGAUAAUGCUGACUCUGAUCACUCUGAGAUAGAAGAGGGAGAGAUAGUUGGGGCUGCUGACAGAGAUGGAAGCAAUAAGAGACCUGCUGGUGACAUCCUCCCCCUUAAUUCUCCCAGCAUCUCCUUCUUUGGUUCAAAGCCAGAGCGCAUCCUCCGCGUGCUGGACGGGGAUGGCUUUGUGUCCGUGCGUACAGAGGGCAACUGGGAGGUGGACGGGGAGCCAGAGGAUGAGCCUGUGGUAGGAGUGGAGGAUCUGAGGAGGAAGCUGGUCAGCAGACGAAAGGAAAGGUAUCUCUCCUUUCCUGCUUCUUCGCCACUCUCACCUCAGCCACCGCCUCCUCCGUCCCAUCCUCCAACUUCAACACCCUCUUCCCCUCUCACACCUCCUGUAGAGCAAGGAAGUAAGAACUGCAAGUCCUCCAAGAGUUCCAAGGACCGCGACCAGCAGAAAAGCAAGGAUAGAAAGGCUGUGGAGAAGGAGGAGAGAAGGAAGAAGAGAAGGAAGGACAAAGAGGGAGGUCAGGAGAGGAGCAAAGAAAAGGAGCGAGGGCACAAAGAGGUUAAAGGAACGAGGAGCAGCAGGAGCAGUAGCCGGAAGAUGAAGAAAAAACGUCACAGCAGCCCAGAGGCCUCCCGGUCCUGUAACUCUUCAGGAAGAGGGGGCCACACGAGACACUCCUUAUCAAGCCUGUCUGAAGAAAGACAGAGAGAGAGGGACAGAGAUAGAGACAGGGACAGAGUUAGAGACAGGGACAGAGACGAAGACAGGGACAGAGAUAGAGGAAGAGAGAGAGAACAAAAUCGUACCAAUAGCCAUAGAAGAGAUGAAAGAGAUCGAGACUCUAGCUCUCAAAAGAAGGAGAGGGAAAGGAAAGGAAGGCAGCAUUCUAGCAGCAGAGAGCGCUGCAUUUCAAAGGGGUCCAAAAGAAGCAGGGAGAAGAGGGAGGGUGAUCGAGACAGGCAGCGAGACAGGGAGCGGCGACGGGAUGGUCGUCCUGUUGUCCCGCCAUCUAUUCAAGACCUCAAUGGGUCUGACCUCUUUGCCAUCAAGAGAACCAUCACUGUCACCACCACCACAACCACCACCACCGUACCUGGCUCCCCAAGGCUCGCCUCGACCUCUCCCUGUCGGCCCAUGCAGGAAUCUGACAAGCCCCACAAGAGGAAGAAGAAGAGAAAAUGGCACUCAGCCGGAGAGGUGGAGGAUCGAGGAAGCUGUCACAGUCGAUCACAGUCGCUCUCACCGCCGAGGUAUCACAGCUACGAGUCAGACCACUAUUCAGACAAACUGGAGAUUGAUGUGUUGUCUUUGGAUGGUGAAGCUUUGGACUCCGACUACCCAUCUUUGGAGGAUACACCUCCUGCUGCCCUGCCUCCAGAACCCCCCGUCCCCAGCCCCAAAACUAAAACUACUCCCAAGACUGGACGACAUCACCCGAAAAAGAAGUCCCGCGGUUUAAAGAAAAUUGGCCAAUCUGAAUCGUCCACCUCUUCCAAUAGAACUAAAAACAAAUGCCUCUCUUCACUGACGGUCACUUCAGGCUCUGCUUCCAUCUCAUCUGGUCUCCCCUCAGCAAAGCGAGCCAGGAAGAUGGGAAAGGACAAAGAGCGGGAAAAGGGAAGCCGAAAGGAUUUAGGCCGCUCUGGCAAAUCCAAGAAAGAGAGCAGCGCCAGUCGAAAAGGCAAACUGCAGUCCAAAGUGUCUGUGCUGGUUCGAGAGGGUGUGACCAGCACCACAGGGGCCUCAGUUGGCUCUGGAAAACUGGGCAUGGACCUCCUAGGGUCAGGAGGUACAGGGGGUGGUGCUGGGGGCUCUGUGGUAGGUGGCUCAAUUGCGGUAGUCUUCUGCAGGGACAAUGAGAGCAGGUCUCCGUUCCUCAAGCCUUGCUCAGAGCCGCUGUCACUGGGCAGCCGCAGUAAAGAUUUGACUAGUAUGGGAAAGCGAAGCAGCCUGGCUGCACCACCAUCAUCCUUAACCAGUCCUGCAGGACUGAAAUCCAAGAAGACAAAACCAAGCUCCAUCACAUCCACCUCCUCCUCCGCCUCCUCUUCCUCAUCAUCUCUGGCAACCAAGCGUCGUCGUCGCCUGGCCAAGAAGACGAGAGAAAAAGGAGGUGGGGGGUUGACGGCUGGAGAUAGCAGCCAAUCAAAAGCCAUGUCUGAAGGAUGGGGUGGAGCCUCCUUAGAUGUUCAGUCAGCUGUUGGAGAUGGGAGCAAGUCAGUCAGUCCACAUACUGGUCAGGCCGGCCCUGCACCCUGUUCUUCCUCCUCUUCUUCCUCUUCAUCCUCCUCCACCAGUGUGCUCCCACCCUCCUCCUCACCACCCCACACGCCUCCACCCUCUAUGGCACCUUUGCGGGACACCAGAGAGUCUUCGCCAGACUCUCAGACUGUGGACAGCAGCUGUAAGACUCCAGACCCCUCUUUCCUAGCUGAGGACUGUCCAACACAGACCAGCCCCACGCUCCCGGCAUCCAGUCCGUCCAGCUUGUCCACCCCCCAGGGAGCUGGCCUCAGCAUCACCCUGUCUACACCCACUGCCAAGCCCCCUCCUCCAGAUGAUGCACCUAAAUCUCUGGCCUCACCUCCUUGCUCGUCCUCUUCGGCAGGCUGUGGUCUCACGUCCCUCUCUCUGCCUCUGUCCUCGUCAGACCCCUCCUCCUCUUCCUCUGUGUCCUCCUCAUCUGCUAGCAAGCCUCCUCCACCUCCACCUCCUCCUCCAGCAGCAGCGCCCACUCUCCCCUGGAGUCUGCAGACCGGGGUAGACUGCACAACUGGAGGAGUCCUAGCAUUGACUGCUCUACUGUUCAAAAUGGAGGAGGCCAAUAUUGCCAGCAGAGCAAAAGCACAAGAGUUCAUUCAAGCAACCAGCCAGAUCCUCUCACAGGCUAAUCAGAGCCAGUCCCAGCAGCAUGCUCCUCCCUCCUCGGCCUCCUCCUCCUCCUCCUCUUCACAGAUCCCUCCUCCUCCCGCUCUCCCUCCACCUCCUGGUCUGAGCCCAGCCCAGUUCAUCCUUCACAGUUCCCUCCCUUUGGUUGGCUGCACCAAAACACCACCCUCUCUCCUGCACCCCUCCAUAGGUGGUGGAUGUGCACAGACCCCACCCCCCAUCGUGCCUGUGGUGUUGUCAGGAGUGACUGGGAGCUCUGGUGACACUGGAUGGGACAAUGAGAGCAAAGAUCCUGAUAAGUACCUGAAGAAGCUGCACACCCAGGAGCGGGCAGUGGAAGAAGUGAAGCUCGCCAUUAAACCUUACUAUCAGCGUAAAGACAUCAACAAGGACGAAUACAAGGACAUCCUCAGGAAAGCUGUGCACAAGAUCUGCCAUAGCCGUACUGGAGAAAUCAACCCUGUCAAAGUCAGCAACCUUGUGAAACUCUAUGUCCAGCGCUACAAAUACUUCCGGAAACAUGGGCGCAAAAUGGAUGAAGAAGAGAGGGAUGACAGGGAGCCGGGAGCGCUGCAUUCCUCUGCUUGAUAGGCUUUUAGACUUUUUUAAAAAAGUGCCCCUACACCUGGGCUGCCCACUGAUUCUUUUUGUUUGAUAUUUUUAUUGUUUUCAUAUCCCAUCUUGUCUAUGCUUUUAUGUGACCUUAUGGAAGUCUCUCAUCUUCUCUCUGUGAUUUCACUGUAAAUAUGUCUCACAUAGAAAAUGAAUCAUAUAUACAAUGUUCAGGAACUGGGUGCUAUGAUGCACACUGUACAGUCCAGUACACCAACCCUGCAAUAAAUACCACUUUUGUGAAGCUGAUAGUUUUUGUUGAUUGUGUCCAUUAGAAGCUUUGCAGUGGUGGUAAGAAUUGCAGGGCUUUUUUUUUUUUCAAUAGCAUUGAAUUAGGUGUUCAUGCUAGUUUGUCUACCCCAUGUAUAUCAUAAACCAAGCUGAGGGGAGAUGUAAUAUCCAGCUGCAUACACCAGAAUCUGUUGUACAGUACUGUAGGGACACUACACAUUUCCCCUGCCUCCAUCUGUCACAGUCUUUGCUAACAGUAUGCAAGCUGGAGCUGUCAGUGUUGGCCAGAUGAGCGAUGAUGGUUGAAAUACACUGACACUUUGACCUCUGACUUCUUUGAUUGUGUUUUGUGUGCAUGUGUUGCUGCAGCUGAGGAAGCAGCUCAAUCUCUUUCUAAAAUGAUUAGACCAACCAAAUAUAAACAUGGCUUGAAACCCUG